This is a messenger RNA of Sander lucioperca (pikeperch), 7085 nucleotides long. It is a transcript of the gene diaph2, whose product is annotated as diaphanous-related formin 2. The transcript has 31 exons. The record is from RefSeq and is a predicted model, not a curated record. Gene Ontology annotation, molecular function: actin binding; microtubule binding; small GTPase binding. Lineage: Eukaryota; Metazoa; Chordata; Actinopteri; Perciformes; Percidae. Gene Ontology annotation, cellular component: actin filament; cytoplasm. Bases 475 to 3909 code for a protein of 1144 amino acids. Gene Ontology annotation, biological process: actin filament polymerization; actin cytoskeleton organization.
UUUCUCUGAUAUGUUAUUUAUUGUUCAUUCUGUAAUUUAUAACAUAGUGUAUGUGUUUGUGUAUUAUUAUGUUUGUUAAAUUAAAUAAUGUUCUGCAGUAACGGUCGUCCAUUUAUGCUAGCCUGGCUAAGUGUACAGCACUGCAAAGUAUUCCAAGCCGAGAGAACAACGAAAGCCUUUACCCGCUGCGUGAACUGACUUACUGCCUAUCUGAGGAGGCAUCAGGACGGAUACCACAUCCUACCACACCUCUUCUUGUCCAAGCAGCCCCCUUGACUGUUGGAUACUAUUCGGGAACUAUUUGAAAGCGGUCAACCAGAAUAUAUUCUUUCCCUUUUAAACGGAAUGGAUUUUGAAAAUACCUAACCUGGAGGGUUUGCUGUACAAGUGUUGUUAAAAGUCUGCUGGUGGAGAUUGCCAAAUUUUGAGAAGGUCGCAUUAAGUCUUUCUGGAGGGAACUACGUUAAAGCCAAAAUGGAUCAAGCCAGCGGUGGGGAGGACCCAAAUAAACCCUCCAAAAAGAAAUCCAACGAGGACGAGGGUAAAAACAAAAAGCUGAACAUACACAUAAAAACAUUGGCUGAUGAUAUGCGUGAUCGUAUUACCAGUUUCAGAAAAACAGGGAUGAAGAAGGAGAAGCUUCUUAUACAGCACCCAACAGAUCCCCUCUCUAUCCAGGCCGAACUGCCUGUUCCUCAGCCCCUUUUUGACGACCGCUCCAUGAACCUCUCGGAAAAGGAGAUCAUUGACCUCUUCGAGAAGAUGAUGGAGGACAUGAACCUGAAUGAGGAACGCAAAGCCCCUUUGCGUGGAAAGGACUUGAGCACCAAACGAGAGAUGGUGGUCCAGUACAUCUCAGCUACUGCCAAAUCUAUAACUGGGAGCAAAGUUGCGGGUGGACUAAGGAACAGCAAGCACGAGUCUACACUUUCAUCCCAAGAGUAUGUUCACGAGCUGCGUUCUGGCAUCACAGAAGAAAAGUUGCUCAAUUGCCUGGAGUCCCUGAGAGUGUCUCUCACUAGUAACCCUGUCAGUUGGGUUAACAACUUUGGUUAUGAGGGUCUUGGCCUUCUUCUCGAUGCUUUGGAGAAGCUGCUGGACAAGAAACAGCAAGAGAAUAUUGAUAAACGGAACCAGCAUAAACUUAUCCAAUGCUUGAAGGCUUUUAUGAACAAUAAGUAUGGACUGCAAAGUAUCUUGGGAGAUGAGCGGAGCCUGUUGCUGUUGGCACGAGCAAUUGACCCCAAACAGACCAACAUGAUGACCGAGAUUGUCAAAAUUCUCUCUGCUUUCUGUAUUAUUGGAGAGGAAAACAUCCUGGAUAAGAUUCUAGCUGCCAUGACAAUUGCUGCAGAGAGGAACAAUAAAGAGAGAUUUGCUCCAAUUGUGGAAGGUCUGGAGAACCACGAGGCCCAGCAGCUCCAGGUUGCUUGCAUGCAGCUGAUCAAUGCCCUGGUCACCUCCCCCGAUGACCUGGACUUCCGGAUACAUCUCCGCAAUGAGUUCUUAAGAUGUGGCCUCAAGAAGAUCCUACCUGAGCUAAAAGAGACAGAGGAGCUAGACAUCCAGCUGAAGGUGUUCAAUGAGAACAAGGAGGAGGACUCUAUCGAACUCUCCCAUCGCCUGGAUGACAUCCGCGCUGAGAUGGAUGAUAUGAAUGAAGUGUACCAUCUCCUGUCCAAUAUGGUGAAAGACACUGGCUCAGAGACCUACUUCCUGUCAGUCCUUCAGCACCUUUUGCUCAUCAGAAAUGACUAUUACAUCAGGCCUCAGUAUUACAAGGUGAUAGAAGAAUGCGUGUCUCAGGUGGUCCUGCAUCGCAGUGGGAUGGACCCUGACUUUGGCUACAGUAAAAGAUUGGACGUGGACUUCACUCAUCUGAUUGAUCAGUGUGUGGAUAAAGCCAAAGUUGAAGAGAGUGAGCAGAAGGCUGCGGAGUACUCCAAAAAGUUUGAUGAGGAGUUCAGUGCACGGCAGGAGGCCCAGGCCGAGUCUCAAAAGAAGGAAGAGAGAAUCAAAGAGUUGGAGGGGAAGAUCAAGGCCCUGGAGUCCCAGUUAACUAUUGAAAAAGACAAGCUCAAAGAGGCUCAGAGACUCAUCGGGGAAUCUGAAGCCAAGAUUGCAGCAGGUCCAACUGCGCCUGGAGCACCACCUCCACCACCCCUACCAGGGGGUGCAGCAGCUCCACCUCCUCCCCCCCCACCUCCUCCCCCACCUCCACCUGGUGGCUGUCCUCCCCCACCUCCUCCUCCUCUCCCCGGUCACGCUGGCUUGACACCACCACCACCACCUCCACCUCCUCCCCCAGGUGGAGGACCUCCACCUCCACCACCACCCCCCGGGUGUGGGGGUCCACCUCCUCCGCCUUUCUUCGGGGGCCCACCUGCAUUGCCUGUCAUCAAGCUGCCUUAUGGACUGGAGCCCAAGAAGACCUACAAGCCUGAAACUGUGAUGAAGAGGGUCAACUGGACCAAGAUAGUGCCUCAGGAAAUGGCAGAGAAUUGCUUCUGGAUCAAAGUCAAAGAAGAGAAGUUUGAGAAUCCUGACCUAUUUGCUCAGCUCUCCCUCUGCUUCUCGUCGCAGAGCAAAGUGAAAAAAGACGUGAAAGAUGAGACUGAUGACAGAAUGCAACAAUUCAAGAAAAAGGCAAAAGAGCUUCGCAUCCUGGAUGCAAAAACAGCACAGAAUCUUUCAAUUUUCUUGGGCUCGUUCCGCCUGCCUUAUGAAGAGAUCCGGGACAUUGUGCUGGAGGUAGAUGAGGAAAGACUGAGCGAAUCACUCAUCCAGAACCUGAUAAAGAACCUGCCAGAGCAGAAAGAGCUGAAUUCGCUAGCGGAACUAAAGGGUGAAUAUGAAGAGCUAGUGGAGUCAGAGCAGUUUGGCAUUGUGAUGAGUUCAGUAAAACUCCUACGACCACGUCUGAACGGCAUUCUGUUCAAGCUGACGUUUGAGGAGCAGGUGAAUAACAUCCGGCCAGACAUCAUGAAUGUGACAUUUGCCUGCGAGGAGGUGAAGAAGAGUGAAAGUUUAAGCAAACUUCUGGAGUUGGUAUUGCUGGUUGGCAAUUACAUGAAUGCCGGCUCAAGGAAUGCCCAGACGUUUGGUUUCAACAUCAGCUUCCUCUGCAAGCUCCGAGACACUAAAUCCAUCAGUCAGAAUACAACACUUCUCAAUUUCCUCGCUGAAAAGUGUGAAGAGACUCACCAAGAGAUUUUGAGGUUUCCAGAUGAACUGGAACAUGUCGAGAGUGCCAGCAAAGUGUCUGCUGAGAUCUUAAAAACCAGUUUGACUACCAUGGAACGGCACAUUCAGAGGCUUGAGAACGACAUCGAGAACUUUCCCAAAACGGAUGACCAACAAGAUAAGUUUGUGGAAAAGAUGUUGGGCUUCUCCAAGCAUGCACGGGAGCAGUAUGAAAAACUGUCGACGAUGCACAAGAACAUGCAAAAGCUUUAUGAGAGCAUAGGCAGCUAUUUUGCCUUUGACCCCCACACGGUCAGUGUGGAGGAUUUCUUCGGAGAAUUGGCCAACUUCCGCAUACUCUUCAUGGAAGCAGUGAAGGAGAACCACAAAAAGAAGGAGAUGGAGGAGAAGAUCAAGAGAGCCAAGCUGGCGAAGGAGAAAGCAGAGCGGGAGAAGCAGGAGCGCCAGCAGAAGAAGAAGCAGCUGAUUGACAUGAACAAAGAGGGAGAUGAAACCGGUGUGAUGGAUAGCCUAAUGGAAGCUCUACAGUCUGGAGCAGCCUUCCGUGAUCGACGAAAACGAACACCACGCAAUGGUGAUCAAAGCCCUUCCAGUCCAUCGUCUCGGUGGCCGGGUGCUAACUAUGGUAACAGAACCCUAGACAACCGCCGCGCAGUCCUGGAAAGGUCUCGUUCACGCCACAACACAAACCACCAAGCUCGAUGAUCGCUCGCGCCUACCACAAGACGCUAGAUAAGUGCCAAAGAGGCCUGCGAGGUGGAGACCUGGAAGACAUCUGAAGGAGGGACAGACCACCAAUCACUGUAGCGCGCGUGCCCACACACACACACACACACACACACACACACAGCAACAAGUAUGGAACAAAAACGCAUAAAGAAUCCACACAGAACUGAAGCAUCUACAGUAUAUCACACAGAGACAUUUCAUUUUCAUGCUGUUCAUCUGACGCCUUACAUAUUUAUUCAACACUUUCCCAUCACUCUAAAUGUCCAUGUCCUCUCUAGAUGGUUUUGAUUUAUAGAACGAAAAAAAAGGCUGCUGCUGUUUUUAAAGAAAGGUUUUCUUUGCUUGGAAAUCACUACAGUUCACAUUCAGUUUUGACACAAAGCAUGCAGUGUUUUGAUAAUAGACAUUUUGCCACACACAGUAGAUUCAGCAAAGAGGCAGCAGGCCAGCUGUCCUUAAUAUGCAAGACGGGGAUUCAACACCCAUGUUGGCAAGCCAACAACCUGCUGACGUUUUCUUCAAUAAGUCUCUGAACUUUUCACGGAAAAGGGUUGCUUAAAAUGUUUUUGUUUUUUCUGUCAAUCCCUCCUUCAACCAACAUCAAGCCAAUUUUUACCAGUAAAUGUACAAAGAGUCCACAUGAAUCAUUUAAUUUCAUUACAUAUCCCACAAAGCAACAAGACCCUGGCCCCUGUCUGCGCCGAUAUUUCAGAGCAUCUGACUCAUGGAUCUAGAAAUUGUAAUCUUCAUUUUGACAGGGUGCAUUUUAUUUUUAGUUGUGUAAUAUCUAACCAAUGCCUUCGGGUGCUGAUCUCUGUCCCAAGGUUGCUUUUGCUGUUAACAUGAGAGACUGACACAUUUCUAAAUGCAUAUAACUGCCGAGAGGCGCUAACACGACCCUCUGACCUUUUCUGCAGACACACAGGUUUUCGGUGGGGAAAGGUUGAUUGUACAAAGGUAUAACAACGUUUUAUAUAUUAAUCUAUUUCAAUCUGUGUAUUUAUUUUUCUUUAUACGAAGGCUCUAAAAAGAAGUCCAGUAAUGCCCUCUGUUUGGAGACCAAUGGUUAAAAGGUCACGCUACUUAGAAUUCCCACAGCAAUUCUUUUUAUUUUUUUUCCCCCAUUUUCAAAAAUAUUAAACAAAAACAAGCUCUGUAGAAAAAAAGACAUGUUAAACAUAGUGUCAUAUGAACACAUUUUGUUCAUAUUUUACCAUUCGAACAGACAUGUUAUUAAUAUAAACAGGGCUAAGCUGCUUUAAAAAAAAUCACAGCUGAGAUUUUAAUGGGCAAAAUGUUUUCAGACUUAUAUGAAACACAGGACGUAUUUUGUUCAUACCGUUCAGCAUCGAAACAAACACCUAAUGCUUGGAGUUUGUGUACAAAAUAGUUCAAACUUUGCUGUAAGCUUUGUUCCUCUGUAAGGACCCACUGUCACAGUUUAUUCACGUGAACUAGUUAUUCAUAUAUUCAUGCCUAGGGCAGCCCUGUUCCCUUACUGCCCUAAACUGUAAGCAGAUGCUACUAAAAACAACCAUUGAAUCCACACGGAGUGAGCAUGACUAUAGUAAUAGACUAAGGGGCACAGAAGACAAAAAUGAUGCUUGUCUUAGUAAGUGAGUCUCCAAAUGCCCUCCAAUUAGCCAAAACUUAAAGCAUACUGUAAGUGACCCUUUUUACCACACCACAAGUUACUUUAGUAAUACCAUAGCUCUGCUUUAGGCUUUUUGUGUGUUUGUGUGUGUGCGUGUGUGCCAUGCCAGCUCAGUAAUCGGAACAGGAACCCAGGCGGAAUAGGAUUCAGUGUGCUUGACUCCUGGGCUGUAUAGAUGGAGAUUUUUCAUUUAAACAAUCUGCCAGUGCUGCUUGUGAUGUGUCUGUUUCAUGAUGCCUCCUCUCCCUGCCUGCAUGCUUCUAAAAAUGCAAUUUUACACAUCAUCUCGGCUCAAGGUGCAUCCACAAUGCACCGAGAAGUCUGCAUAUUUAAGAAGACAAUAAUUCUUCUGCGAACAUAAGGUUCGAGCAGUCGCACAGAGAGAGCAUAGAGAUGAGGUUUCCGCAUAAGGGAUUCUGCGUGGAUAGGAGUUUCAAGGGUGCGUUGUAUACAGCAGAGAUAGAGAUGUAUCAUCAAAGGCAGUGAUUUCCUUUUUCUAAUCGCAACUUGCCCUCUGUCCUCAACACCACCACGCCUGUACAGUUUAGUAAAGUAUUGAUUAUCAGAAUCAAGACUCAAUCAAGAAUACCAGUGUCUGCUGUGACAUUAGUUGUUGUUUUUCUGAAUGGAUACUGUACAUGCCAAAACAACCAUUGAUUUGUGGUUGACAAUUUGACUUAAAACGUUAUCUUGAUAAAAUUCAAAUCGGAUUUCUUUUUAUGUGCCAACUUUUUUUGGUUUUGGGAAAACGCAGUUCUCCACAUACAAUGACAGAAAAUCAUGUAUUUUUACUUUUUUUGUAUAUCAAAGAGUGCAGGUAUCUUUUUGUCAAUGUAUGCGAAAGAUUGUACAGCCAUAAAAACUAGAUUUUUUUAAAAUGUUAUUUUAACUAUUGUUUAAUAGAUUGAUCCAAUUAAGUCAUUCAAAGUAGAUUUUGAUGUGAUUACAAAUUGAUAGUCAUGUGGUAUUUCUUAUCAAAAACACUCAAAUAUUGUAAUUUAUUUGGAGUAAAAAAAAAAAACACAUUUUGUGAUGAUGCCUUUGUAGAACGUAAUAAGCUAAGAGCUAGGGUGUUAGCAAUUGUAGAAGUUUCAGAUCAUGCAUCUUUCCUGCAACAGUGAUCACUAUGAACAAUUGAUGCAACCCAAAACUGAAUAGGAAAAAUGCAUCAUAAAACUUUAGGUUUUGCCAUUUCAAUUGAUAAAAUGCCUAGAAAGCAGUGACUGAAAAAACAUGAACGGUAAAAUGAUUUAUCUUAAUAAAAGCAGAGCAGACAAUUUUCAAAUAUAAGAGAAACUUCUACAAUGAAAAUACUAUAGUAACUUCUACAAAAACAUUCUUUAUCAUCCCUGUAAGUGACUGUUGUACCCCCCCCCCCCACCCCACCCCCUUACCAUAUUUUAGGAUACUCAUAAUUAUGUAUUUAUAUAGAAAAAUAGCAGGAGUGUUUCAGGUCAAAGAACCUGAAUUGUUCCAUCAUUUUAGUGUGGAAAAAAAG